Messenger RNA from Rhagoletis pomonella (apple maggot), 585 nucleotides. RefSeq lists its product as uncharacterized. The coding region runs from base 1 to 585 and encodes 194 amino acids. Lineage: Eukaryota; Metazoa; Arthropoda; Insecta; Diptera; Tephritidae. The transcript has 2 exons. The record is from RefSeq and is a predicted model, not a curated record.
AUGCCAUGUGACAACACAAUUUCCGACGUAAAACAAAAACCGAAUAUAAUAUUAUUUUACAAUAAUACCAAAGGUGGAGUAGAUGUAAUGGAUCAUAUGUUGGGGCAAUAUACCACGAAACGCAAAACAAAUCGUUGGCCGCUUGCUGUUUUUUAUAAUAUGAUCGACAUAUCUGCUCUUGCUGCCUAUAUAGUAUAUUCGGAAAAUAAUCCGUCACGUUUUACAUGUAGAAAAGGUGGACGCCGAUUGUUUCUAGAAGAAUUGGCGGAACAAUUGUGUAUGCCAACGAUAUUGAAGAGAUCAAGCAUUCCAAGGGUUGUCUCAUAUUUUCCAACAAAAAAUGCAAUUGAAUGCAUAAUUGGUAAGCCAAUUCAUUCCUUGAAAAGCUCCACAUCUGUGGAUUUUAUUCCAGAUGAAGAUGAUCGCGGACAUUCAACCAUAAAAGGUGCUUGCUAUAUGUGCUAUCACGAAGAAAGUAAGAGAAAACGCUCAACACGGAAAAUAUGUGUUCAGUGUAAGAAGCCAAUUUGUGUCGAGCAUAGCAAAACUCAAACGAAAUGUAAUGGUUUUGUAAAGACUGAUUAA